CACCACCGCAGGACUCGACAUCAUUACUGUUAUUCAUUUCCCGGACCGUUGCAGGACAAGAAGCACUCGGCGACCGCGUUCGCAGCUUCAUAACGACUCGACCCCCCGCAAUCCCUCUGCGCUGGUCCAUUUCGCCCUUUCGUCCCAAGUCGCCAUCCCGCGUGUGGUGCCCGACGCUUGCAGCCGCAAGUAGUCCUCGGUCGUUGUCCUUUGCAGCCCCAGCAUCAGCAGUGUUCUGUUCAUCAUGUCUUCGCAUUCACGAGUAUCAAAGACGCCUCGCGCCAGCGCGACCAGCUAUGGUCAGGUCAUCGAGUACAUCCAAGACAGACUCUACCUCGCCUCUUACACACACACUCCGGACGCGAACACACCGUUCCCUUACCCCAAGCAGCACGCGUCGCCGUCGAAGCGCUCGUCGCGUGCGCAGGCUGGCCCUACUGUUACUGCCGCUAAAUCGCUCCCGCCCGUGUACUUCAGCAUCGACAAGACUCUGCUGUACAAUGCCUUCCACGGUGACUUCGGUCCGCUUCACAUCGGCCACUUGUACCGCUUUGCGGUGCAGCUGCAUGAGGUGCUCGGCGACCCUGCCAACGAGGAGCGCGCAGUAGUCUUCUGGAGCGGCGCAGACUCGAGAAGCCGCGCAAACGCCGCGUGCAUCCUUGCGUGCUACAUGGUUCUCAUCCAGUCCUGGCCUCCUCAUCUGGCUCUCGCGCCUAUUGCGCAAAUGGACCCGCCCUGCAUGCCGUUCCGUGAUGCUGGAUACAGCCAGGCUGACUACGUGCUCAACAUCCAGGACGUCAUCUACGGCGUCUGGAAGGCGAAGGAGGAGGGCCUCUGCGGGCUCAAGGACUUCAGCCUCGAGGAGUACGAGAAGUUCGAACGCGUCGACAUGGGCGACUUCAACUGGGUCACUCCCCAAUUCCUGGCUUUCGCCUCGCCUCAGCAACAGCCUACUCACGAGAUCUCCAAGUCGUCGCCGUCGUACGCAGCAAUUCCCUCCAACAUUGCCGAGGUCCAAAAAUCCAGCUUGCCCGGGCCGUUCAAGAAUGUCUUGUCGCACUUCUCCGCGCGCAACAUCGGCCUCGUCGUCCGCUUGAAUUCUGAGCUCUACUCUUCGACCUACUUCGAGAAGCUGGGCAUCAAGCACCUCAACAUGAUCUUCGACGACGGCACCUGCCCUCCUUUGUCGCUUGUUCGUCAGUUCAUCGACCUUGCGCACGAGAUGAUUACUGUGCGCAAGAAGGGUAUCGCUGUGCACUGCAAGGCUGGCCUUGGAAGGACUGGCUGCCUCAUCGGUGCCUACCUCAUCUACAAGCACGGCUUCACUGCCAAUGAGAUCAUCGCCUACAUGCGAUUCAUGCGUCCUGGCAUGGUUGUUGGCCCCCAGCAGCACUGGCUGCACCUCAACCAAAUGACCUUCCGUGAAUGGUGGCACGAGGACACCAUGAAGGCCAAAUUCGCUGAGAUGAUGCCUUCCACUCCCACAGCCUCGCCCCGUAAGCAGCGUUUGGCCAGCAAUGGACAGACCUUCACACCACCGAACGGCUCUCAGAGGCGUGCCGCUCUUGGAGAGAUUGAGUCAAACGAACAGCGCAGCGCUGCGCCUUCCAAUAUUGGCGUUCAGGAAGACAAUCUCCCCGCCCCAACUCCAGGCCAGCCUCGCAAGACCAGCAAGCUUUAUGGCACCGGCAGCGCAAGACACUCUCCAUCUCGCAUGCAUGAGAAUGAGCCGUUUAGCAAAACAGCCGAUGGCAGGUCAGACCUUACCCGCUACGAUGGCGAGUCUGACGAGGAGUACCACAUGCGUCAAAUCGCACGGAGGACAUCGUCUCGAUCGCCGGCUCGCACACCAAGCGCGAUCAAAGAAAAGACACGUCGCGCGUUCAGCACCACUUCUGUCGUCCACACAAUUACGCAUACAUCAUACGGCUUCGGUGAUGGCAGCGACGCUGAGAACACCGCACCGGCGACAAUCAGUGGCCGCCCAAAGACACCAAAGGACAAGGCCGGUAGCGGUAACGGCAUUAGUGUUGGAAAGAUCCGAUCGAGCCCACAACGAAAGAGCACCGAGGGCAAGACUAGUGUUCGAAAGACCAGCGGGAGAGUCGGCAGUGUCGGCAGCUCCAUGGUCCGCCCAAAGUCGUGAGCGAUCUUCUUUGCAUUUGAAUUUCUGCAUCUUCAGUGUUCAGGCACGAACGGCGUACGGGUAUCAUCAUCACCGACAUCUCUAUAUCAGCGCGAUACCAGCGGCAUGAACGGGUAUUCCGCAUUGUCGAUUCGAUAUUCCACAACAAACAACUUCUGAUGAAAGGGCGUUUUGGAUCACGCAGGUGUUUGCAAGGAUCAGCACCUUGCGGGUUGGGUUUCUACAGUCAGGCGUACGGUGUGCUAUUCGAAUUUCCCGAGUCUCUUCUCAGUUUCAGCAUCGGUCAUCACUCAAUAUUGUCUUGUCUUGUUUCUUUCUGCGGUCUGGAGCUGCGGACGUUCAUGACAUAACGAAGAUAACGAGCACUUAGUGUUAACUCUUUCGCACUUCA
Boeremia exigua is the source of this 2537-nucleotide messenger RNA. RefSeq names its product protein-tyrosine phosphatase-like protein. Gene Ontology annotation, cellular component: spindle pole; mitotic spindle pole body; mitotic spindle. Gene Ontology annotation, molecular function: protein tyrosine/serine/threonine phosphatase activity; protein serine/threonine phosphatase activity. NCBI's taxonomy places the organism in Eukaryota, Fungi, Ascomycota, Dothideomycetes, Pleosporales, Didymellaceae. The record is from RefSeq and is a predicted model, not a curated record. The transcript has 3 exons. The coding region runs from base 245 to 2146 and encodes 633 amino acids. Gene Ontology annotation, biological process: regulation of exit from mitosis; protein dephosphorylation; positive regulation of cytokinesis.